AUGGCCUCGCUACCUCUUAGAUGUGUCUUUGCUUUGGCUGUAGUGCAAGUGGUAUCAUCUUCUGGUGUGUUCGAGUUGAAAGUCCAUUCGUUCAACACUGCUCAGCGCAUAUGCAGAAGGCAUAGGGACUGUCACAUCUUUUUCAGAAUUUGUCUCAAACACUCAGAGGAUGUCAUCCAUGCGGAGCCACCAUGCACUUUUGGAACAGGACACACCAACGUCAUCCGCGCAGAUCAGACCUCAAUUUCCAGCAGCGCUCCUAUUAGAAUACCGUUCCAUUUUAAGUGGCCGGGAACAUUUUCGCUGAUCAUUGAAGCAUGGAACGCAGAAAUCCCUACAGAAUACACAGACAACCAAAACAACCUGGUCAGUCGCUUGGCUACCAGAAGAAGACUGGCCAUAGGCGAGGACUGGUCUCAAGACGUCCACUUCGGAGAGCAGAGCGAGCUGCGCUACUCCUAUCACGCAUUCUGUGACGAGUACUACUUUGGCGACAGCUGCGCGGAAUACUGCAGACCCCGCGACGACACUCUGGGCCACUACACCUGUGACGUGGAGGGGAACAAACAAUGUCUGGAGGGCUGGAAGGGCAACUACUGUUCUGAUCCCAUCUGUUCGGCAGACUGCAGCGCGAGGCAUGGCUACUGCGAGGCCCCUGGGGACUGCAAGUGCAGAAUGGGUUGGCAGGGGCCCUCGUGCAACGAGUGUGUGCGCUACCCGGGCUGCCUCCAUGGCACCUGCGUCCAGCCAUGGCAGUGUGACUGCAAGGAGGGCUGGGGCGGCCUCUUCUGCGACCAGGACCUCAACUACUGCACCAACCAUCGGCCAUGUGCCAACGGUGCCACCUGUACCAACACAGGCCAGGGCAGCUACACCUGUAUCUGCCGCCCGGGCUACGGUGGCACCAACUGUGAGCUGGAGACCAACGAGUGCGACAGCAACCCCUGCAAGAACGGAGGCAGCUGCAAUGACCUGGAGAACGACUACUCGUGCACCUGCCCCCAGGGCUUCUAUGGGAAGAACUGUGAGAUCAUCGCCAUGACAUGUGCCGAUGGGCCCUGUUUCAAUGGAGGCACCUGCUUGGAGAUGCUGACGGGGGGCUAUACUUGCCGUUGCCCUCCCACCUACACUGGCUCCAACUGCGAGAAGAAACUGGACCGCUGCAGCAACAGCCCCUGUCUGAAUGGUGGUGAGUGUCUAGACCUGGGUCAAAGCGUGCUGUGCCGCUGCCACUCUGGCUUUACCGGUGCCAACUGCCAGUUCAACAUCGACGACUGUGCUUCAGCGCCUUGCCAGAACGCUGGCACCUGCCAGGACGGUGUGGACGACUACACCUGCUCAUGCACACUGGGCUACGCCGGCAAGAACUGUAGCCUGCGCUCAGAUGCCUGCGGCCGUGGUGCCAGCGCCCAGCCCUGCCAGAAUGGCGGCACCUGCUUCACCCACUUCACGGGGCCCGUGUGCCAGUGCCCGCCUGGUUUCAUGGGACCCAGCUGCGAGUUCACGCUGCAGCCCAGCUUCCAUCCUGCCCCCCGACUGACCAAUAAACCUUCCUCCACCGCCCUCACAGCCUCCUGCGUCCUUGCGUUACUCGCCCUUGGCCUGGCGACGGGCAUUGUGAUGCUGCGGCGGCGCCGGCUGAGUGGCAGGAAGCAGCUGAACGACACGGCGGUGUUCAACGACCUGAAGACGGGGAUCAACCGCUUCCCCAGCGAGAGAGAGGCUUUCAUGGCGGCUAGUGGCCUGUUCAAGAUCAGCAACAGCGAUCCGCGCCUCAGCAUGGCAUCACUUGCAUCGCUUAGACCCACAGACGACAGGACGGGCCGGGGACUUGGGGGGGAGCGCCACUCAUUCUCCCCUGGACAGGACUACCUCUGGAGGGGGGACAGCGGGGCUGGGCGGAGAUGA
Salvelinus namaycush (lake trout) is the source of this 1908-nucleotide messenger RNA. RefSeq names its product delta-like protein B. The record is from RefSeq and is a predicted model, not a curated record. Gene Ontology annotation, cellular component: membrane. The coding region runs from base 1 to 1908 and encodes 635 amino acids. The transcript is spliced from 7 exons. Gene Ontology annotation, molecular function: calcium ion binding. Lineage: Eukaryota; Metazoa; Chordata; Actinopteri; Salmoniformes; Salmonidae. Gene Ontology annotation, biological process: Notch signaling pathway; cell communication; multicellular organism development.